AUGUUACCUUUAUUUGCAAUUCUUUUUUAUGGAGCAUUAGGCAUACAAUUUACAUUCCCAUUAAAAUCAAAGGAGUUGAAAUGCUUUGGGGAAAUUAUUGGAUAAAAUAGUCUGGUUGUUGGUUCUGUUUAGGCUAAUUCAAGUGAAUAUUCAUUGAAAAUACAUGUGCCAUAAAAAUAGUUUGAUAGUAUUUUACAGUAUGCUCAUAGUUUGGAAUUGCAAAAGUUUUCAUUCACUACAAAUAACACCUAAGAAAAUUAUUAAUUUUGCAUACAUAACUUAGCAAAUGUUGGACUUAAUGUUAGCUUUAAUUUAGCCACAGGAAUGGAUGCUUAAGAUUUUUCAUUAGUAGCCUAGAAGGAAGACUUAAAACCAAUAGAGAUACAUCUGAAGAAAUUGAAUGGUUUAAUAAAUUCAGUUGAACAAGAAUAAAAAGAGAUUGAAGAAAGACAAGCCACAAGAUUUUCUAAUGUUAGCAAUAUUUCAUAUAAAAUAAUAAUUUUUAGUGUUGGCACUUUGAUAUUGAUGGUUUUAACAAAUUUUGUUUAAGCUCGUAAAUUGAAGAGUUUCUUCAAAUCAAAAAAGUUCAUUUGA
Molecule: messenger RNA, 594 nt
Organism: Paramecium tetraurelia
Lineage: Eukaryota; Ciliophora; Oligohymenophorea; Peniculida; Parameciidae
Exons: 3
Biological process (GO): Golgi organization; intracellular protein transport; endoplasmic reticulum to Golgi vesicle-mediated transport
Cellular component (GO): COPII-coated ER to Golgi transport vesicle; endoplasmic reticulum; Golgi apparatus
Source: RefSeq, a predicted model, not a curated record